Hevea brasiliensis (rubber tree) is the source of this 1654-nucleotide messenger RNA. RefSeq names its product probable Histone-lysine N-methyltransferase ATXR5. The coding region runs from base 204 to 1343 and encodes 379 amino acids. Lineage: Eukaryota; Viridiplantae; Streptophyta; Magnoliopsida; Malpighiales; Euphorbiaceae. Gene Ontology annotation, molecular function: protein binding. The transcript has 6 exons. The record is from RefSeq and is a predicted model, not a curated record.
UUCCGUGCGCACACGUCGCGCACGUUAGCAUCUCUGACCCACUCCACUCCAUUCCACUCGGUCGCUCUAUUCCCUGCGAGUGAGAAAGAGAGAGAAGGAGACCAAAAACACAUUUCAAUCCAAUUUUCCAGAGCUACAUUCUCCUCCCAAAUCCUUAUUUUACCUUCUUUUAUCCCUGUAAUUACGACCCUACGCUCCACCUCAUGGCUCCGGCUUCCACCACCUCCUCAUCGGGGGCGGGGGCGGCUCGGCGUCUUAUUGGCUCUCGCCGGCGAACCGAAGCUACUCCCUUGCCUUCGCCCCCGGACUCACCGCCACCGAAGAAGCUGAAGCCCAUGUCGGAGAUAUUAGCCAAGGCUAAGUACGCCGUGGUGGAGCCAGCUGACUACAACGACUUGAGCUGCGAGCAAUGUGGCUCAGGUGACCGGGCUGACGAGCUACUCUUGUGCGAUAAAUGCGAUAAGGGAUUUCACAUGAAAUGCGUGAGUCCGAUCGUUGUGAGGAUCCCGAUUGGAUCGUGGCUGUGCCCCAAGUGCUCUGGCCAGAGACGAGUAAGAAGGCUUUCGCAGAAGAAGAUAAUUGAUUUUUUUAGGAUUCAGACAUGCAAUCGUAGGAAAGAUAAAUGCAGUUAUCGUCAAGACACAAGAAAGCGUCGGAGGCGUUCUGGAUCAUUGGUAUAUCAAAAGAAAAGGCGGAGACUGUUGCCAUUUAUUCCAUCAGAAGAUCCUGCUGAAAGGUCAAAACAAAUGGGCACCCUUGCUUCUGCGUUGAUGGCAUUACAAAUGGAGUUUAGUGAUGAUCUAACCUACUUGCCUAGCAUGGCUUCUAGAUCUGCCAAUCAGGCAAAAUUUGAAGAGGGUGGCAUGCAGGUUCUUUCUAAGGAGGAUAUAGAGACAUUGGAACAAUGUAGAGCUAUGUGUAGAAGAGGCGAAUGCCCUCCCCUUGUAGUGGUUUUUGAUUCUUGUGAAGGAUUUACUGUUGAGGCGGAUGGCCAGAUAAAAGAUAUGACAUUUAUAACUGAGUACACAGGCGAUGUGGAUUAUAUUAGAAACCGUGAACAUGAUGACUGUGAUAGUAUGAUGACCCUACUCUUAGCAAAAGACCCAUCUAAAAGUCUUGUCAUCUGCCCUGAUAAACGUGGAAAUGUUGCUCGCUUUAUCAAUGGCAUUAACAAUCAUACUCCGGAUGGUAAGAAGAAGCAGAAUUGUAAAUGUGUGAGAUACAGUGUAAAUGGUGAAUGCCGGGUAUUUUUGGUUGCUACUCGUGAUAUUGCUAAAGGAGAGAGGCUAUACUAUGAUUAUAAUGGAUAUGAGCAUGAAUAUCCUACUCAACAUUUUGUCUGAGAAACUUAUAGAUAGUUGUCUGAUAGUUCGACAGAACUAGUAUUUGGAUCCUCAUAGAUGCUUUCUCAUCGGCAUAUAAUUUCACAGCUUAAUCAAUGUUGUUGCGGAGUUGAAAAAAUCUCUUCUAAUGUACUCUUUGGCCUUUUACAGUAAUUUAUGUAGAGCUACCUGUCAUGAGGCCAUGAGAAAAUUUAGAGGAGGCAAGUAAGGUUUCCCUUAGAAUUUAGACAUGAAAUUUUGAUAUCCUAGAAAUAUUUUUAGGAAAAAGAAUCCUUUUGUAAUACAGAUUUCAAUUGAAAUCUUUUCUUUUA